Messenger RNA from Tupaia belangeri chinensis (Chinese tree shrew), 4623 nucleotides. RefSeq names its product WAP, follistatin/kazal, immunoglobulin, kunitz and netrin domain containing 2 (gene WFIKKN2). Gene Ontology annotation, biological process: transforming growth factor beta receptor signaling pathway. The transcript is spliced from 2 exons. The coding region runs from base 1853 to 3304 and encodes 483 amino acids. Gene Ontology annotation, molecular function: serine-type endopeptidase inhibitor activity; transforming growth factor beta binding; receptor antagonist activity. Lineage: Eukaryota; Metazoa; Chordata; Mammalia; Scandentia; Tupaiidae. Gene Ontology annotation, cellular component: extracellular region. The record is from RefSeq and is a predicted model, not a curated record.
ACGCUGUGUGGCUCGGAGCCCUGAUCAGAUGGUAUUUACUAUUCUGAGCUGUGUUUCCGUGGGAGACUUGGACGGGCUGAGGGAACGUCCGUGUUCUAGGGCCCCUGUCUUCCUGCAUGCUGUUUUGAGAGUCCUCUGAGCAGAAGGGUCAGGCAGGGGGCCCUGGGAAGGAGAGGUCCAGGAUAGGCUGGGAGCUUCCCCAUCAGGCCCAAGCUUCCCCAUCAGACUGGUGGGGGGGAGGGAGGUGGGCUGGGCUGGCUUCCCUCCCCCACCUCUGCCUCUACCACCCCUCCACCUCUCCCGCUCUCUCAGUCUCCACGGAUUUCCUAGGAACCGGCCUCUUCCCCUUGGAUACUCAGCCCAGAGUAAAGCUGUGACAGUUUUUGUAAGUCCUGCUUAGAGAUGUGUCGCUGUCCGUUUCCCUCUGUGCUAUCCAAGGAGGCUGCACAAGCCGCGUUUGUUCAAGGCCUGUGCUGAGGCCCCUGCUCCGAGCAGCUGGAACCUGGGUUUAUGAAAUUACAGGGAAUUCAAAGCAGCCGGCGUCGCCCGCUGUCUGGCUUUAUUACUGGGACCAGCCUGGGAGGGAAGUUUAUUCCGAUAAUUUAGAGGAUUAGGAUCUGACACCCUUCAUUAGCAAUUUGACAGAGGCAGAAAAGACAGAGCUUGCAGAAUGGCCUAACCAUGGGGAGGAAUCAGCGUGCUGGGCAGGGAGGAGCCACACCACCCAGCCAGCCAAAGGAAGGGGGUGGGGUGGGGGCCUGUGCUGGCUUUUACAGCCAAAUUAGAGGGCGAACCAUGUUCCCAAGGGGGAAGCAGACCUGGGGUAAGUUCAGACCUGGGCCUUGAGCCUGGGUUUCCCCAUCUGUAAGAUGAGGUCAUUGAGAAGCCUUUAAAAUCCCUCCCUGCUCCAAAGCGUGUGGUGCCUGCCCCGUUUUCUAUCCCUGGGACACAGCGACUGGGUUACUGCUCCUCAAAUCCUAUGCGGUCUGGCCUUGAGAAAGCACCUCUCUCUUCCAGGGCUCUGUCCACCCUCACGGCCUACAUCCCCAGAUUCCAGUGACCAACACAGAAACGCUCAGCCUGCUGGUGACUCUGGGCAUUUUAGAUACAAACCAUUUCCUCCCGCCAGGCAGGAAGGAGUGCGCCCCCUGGCCCCUGGCAGCUCCUGGCUCCAUUCCCAGCCCCUCCACAAAUAUUGCCCAUGAUAUUUCAAGAGUUUCUCAUCCUGUCUGUAAAAGGCAGAGUUGCUGUGCCCUGGCCGCGGUUCUGCGAGAUGGAGGGGGAGGGCUGGUUCCAAAGGCCCCUGCCCAUACCCACUGGGCUGAUAUCCCUGCUUCCUGUGUUGAUGGUGGGCUCCCAGCUGCGCGGCACAGGGGCGUUGCUUGGCCUCUCUGUGCAUCCUUUCCUUAAAUCAAAAUGGAAGGAGAGUUGGUGUGAGGAUGAAGUGCGACGAUGCCUAGGGAACCGGCAGGUAGUAAGAGCCAAGGUGUGCCCACGCAGGUAUUCCUGCUCCUGCUUGCUGCGCGGGACCGGCCAGCCGCUUGCCCUCUCCGACCACGAACCUCCUCUGUGAAGUGGGCGGAUGGCAACGAUGCCCGCAAGAUGCGGGCACGUGGGAAGAGGUCCCUGAACUGCGGCCACCGUGGGCAUUGGCCAGGGCAGCCCGACGGCAGCGUGGUCCCAGGCUCAGUGGCCGCGCAGAUUUUCCUGGAGCUGACCAGUGUGUCCACGGAGGAUCAGGAAUGAGAUUCGUCCCGCAGCGGGGAGAGCCGGAGCAUAGCUGGAGUGUGAGACCUAUGAGAAAUGCUGCCCCAAUGUGUGCGGGACCAAGAGCUGUGUGGCAGCACGCUACAUGGACGUGAAAGGGAAGAAGGGCCCCGUGGGCAUGCCCAAGGAGGCCACGUGCGACCACUUCAUGUGUCUGCAGCAGGGCUCCGAGUGUGACAUCUGGGACGGCCAGCCUGUGUGUAAAUGUAAAGAUCGCUGCGAGAAGGAGCCCAGCUUCACCUGCGCCUCGGAUGGCCUCACCUACUACAAUCGCUGCUACAUGGACGCCGAGGCCUGCUCCAAGGGUAUCCGGCUGGCCGUCGUCACUUGCCGCUAUCACUUCACCUGGCCCAACACCAGCCCCCCUCCCCCUGAGACCACCGCGCGUCCCACCACGGCCUCCCCGGAGACCCCUGGGCUGGACUUGGCAGCCCCAGCCCUGCUCAACCACCCAGUGCACCAGUCGGUCACCAUGGGCGAGACAGUGAGCUUCCUCUGUGACGUGGUGGGCCGACCCCGGCCUGAGAUUACCUGGGAGAAGCAGCUGGAGGAUCGCGAGAACGUGGUCAUGCGGCCCAACCACGUGCGCGGCAACGUGGUGGUGACCAACAUCGCCCAGCUGGUCAUCUACAAUGCCCAGCUCCAGGACGCUGGCAUCUACACCUGCACGGCCCGGAACACCGCCGGGGUCCUGAGGGCGGACUUCCCCCUGUCGGUGGUCAGGGGCGGUCAGACUGCAGCCACCUCAGACAGCAGCCCCAAUGGCACGGCCUUCCCGGCGGCCGAGUGUCUGCAGCCCCCCGACAGCGAGGACUGCGGCGAAGAGCAGACCCGCUGGCACUUUGACGCCCAGGUCAACAACUGCCUUACCUUCACCUUUGGCCACUGCCACCGCAACCUCAACCACUUUGAGACCUAUGAGGCCUGCAUGCUGGCCUGCAUGAGUGGGCCGCUGGCUGUGUGCAGCCUGCCCGCCCUGCAGGGGCCCUGCAAGGCCUACGUGCCUCGCUGGGCCUACAACAGCCAGACGGGCCAGUGCCAGUCCUUUGUCUAUGGUGGCUGUGAGGGCAAUGGCAACAACUUCGAGAGCCGUGAGGCCUGCGAGGAGUCGUGCCCCUUCCCUCGGGGCAACCAGCGCUGUCGGGCCUGCAAGCCGCGGCAGAAGCUAGUGACCAGCUUCUGUCGGAGCGACUUCGUCAUCCUGGGCCGGAUCUCUGAGCUCACCGAGGAGCCCGACUCGGGCCGUGCUCUGGUGACGGUGGAUGAGGUUCUAAAGGACGAGAAGAUGGGCCUCAAGUUCCUGGGCCGGGAGCCACUGGAAGUCACUCUGCUCCACAUGGACUGGGCCUGCCCCUGCCCCAAUGUGACGGUCGGAGAGACGCCGCUCAUCAUCAUGGGCGAGGUGGACGGCGGCAUGGCCAUGCUGCAGCCCGAUAGCUUUGUGGGCCCGUCGAGCGCCCGGCGGGUCAGGAAGCUCCGUGAGGUCCUGCACAAGAAGACCUGUGAUGUCCUCAAGGAGUUCCUCGGCUUGCACUGAAGCCCCCAGUCCCUCCCUCCCCUGGCCCUCCUCCGCCCACCCGGCCCCUACUCCCCUCAGUCAGCAAAUUGGGCAAGGUCAGAUUAGACAGUGUCAGGCCAGCAGGGAAACAGCAGGCACAGUGCCCUGGGAAGCCAGCAGGGAAACAGCAGGCACAGAGCCCCGGGAAGCCAGCAGGGGUCUCAGGUCAGUGUCUACUCUUUGGGUUCAGUAAGGGGUCCACAUUGUCCUUAGCUGAGGCAGAUAGAAGUCAGUGGACACGUGUGGGUCAUCCCACCAGUCUGCUCGGGCACGCCUGUCCUUCACCAACCCUCUCCUUGGCUCUCCCGCCUCCCUGUCCCUGCUGGCUUCCCAGCCAGGGUUCUAGAGGUGGCUGCUGCAUGGUAGUCACAGAGCAGUUGACACAGGGGAGAGGUGGGGAGAGGUGAGGAGAGACAGCGGAAGACCCAGUGGUCUUCAAGAUGGAUCCUCCAGAAUCUCCCAGAUCCUUGUGAGCAGAACCCCCUUAGAAUUAGGAGCCAUGGGCGUAACGGGGGCUGAGGCGUAGUCCAAGCCAGUGCGCAGCUUGCCGGGUGCAGCCUGCUGGGCCAGGCGCCUUUGGGCGGCGAUGCUCCUGUGUGCCUGACGCCACCACUGUGGCACCAGCAGAAUACGCGUGUCUCCUUGGUGGCAUCGGUUUGUCGAUUCGGUUCCAUUCAGGCCAAUUCAAUGGACAGUCUCUAAACACGUACUAGGGUGCCGGGGACUUGGACUGCAGAGAUCCUCCCAGCCCAUGGUGCCUGGGCACCAACGCCUGACACCAGGGUCCCCCAAAAGUGGCCCCACGGCCUGCCCUCCAGCCGUGUGGUUUGGUUUGAUGGAUGGUGUGCUUUCAUAUGCAGUUGGAUUCCUUGGCUAUAAAGCAAAGAGAAGCCCAAGAUCUAUUUUGGUAGCAAGAGAAAUGGAGAGGAAAAGCAGGCAGGGAAGGGCUGGUGAAGGAAUGAGAAAGGAGGGGAGGCUGGCUGGAGAAGGAAAGGAAUGUUGCUCGAUGCUCCCACCUGGUGGUGGCCUCGGGGGCCUGCAGGGGCCUGGAGGGAAGCUCUUGGUUGUGUCAGGAAGGGUUUUCCCCAUUCAGACUUCCUGCGUGUGUGGGUCUGCCCCGCCCCCCACGACUAGACAGAGGAUUGGAAACCACACUGUCAGCUCUGCAUCUGCCCCCCACUCCCUCCUCAGCCCUUCAUUCUGUCCAGGCCCUUCCAAAGCUGGAGAAGUUCACCGUGGGGCAUCCUUGUUUCUUCCUCAAAUGUAAGGAGGAAGAUACCAAUUAAAAGCUCAUAGUA